Molecule: messenger RNA, 5268 nt
Organism: Eufriesea mexicana
Lineage: Eukaryota; Metazoa; Arthropoda; Insecta; Hymenoptera; Apidae
Gene: Sec71
Product: ADP ribosylation factor guanine nucleotide exchange factor Sec71
Exons: 13
Coding region: 1-5100 (1699 amino acids)
Biological process (GO): regulation of ARF protein signal transduction
Molecular function (GO): guanyl-nucleotide exchange factor activity
Source: RefSeq, a predicted model, not a curated record
AUGCGAGAUAACUCCAAAGAGAUGUUCAUUAUCAGAGCUUUGGAAAAGAUCCUGGCUGACCGGGAUGUCAAACGGUCGCAUCUCUCUCAACUUCGAAAAUCCUGCGAGACUGCACUCGAUAACCUACGAAAUGAGAUCAAAGAAGGUUCAGGCACUCAAGUCUCAACUGCUUUGCCACAGCCUCGUAGUGAUUCAUAUGUUAUUUCUGCAGAGAAGUAUUUUCUCCCCUUUGAAUUGGCUUGCCAAAGUAAAUCACCAAGAAUUGUGGUCACUGCUUUGGAUUGCCUACAAAAACUAAUUGCAUAUGGACAUCUUACGGGAAAUGUACCUGAUUCUACAGAACCGAAUAAAUUGCUCAUUGUUCGUAUUGUUGAAACAAUAUGUGGAUGUUUCAUGGGGCCACAGACAGAUGAAGGCGUUCAGUUACAAAUUAUAAAAGCUCUUCUCACAGUAAUGACCAGUCAACAUGUAGAAGUUCAUGAAGGUACUGUAUUACUUACUAUUCGUACAGUGUACAGUGUCUAUCUGGCAUCAAGGAACUUAGUUAAUCAAACUACGGCUCGAGCUACACUCACCCAGAUGAUCAACGUUAUUUUUGCACGCAUGGAAACACAGGCAGAAGAAGAGAACGUUCGAAGUGAGGUAGAGCAACCUGAAACGACCAAUGUGAACUCUACUAAUUGUACUUCCGGAGGAGAUUUCGAAACCGAGGCGGUAAAUCAUGAAAAACCGUCGACGGAGAGUAGUAAUCAAGAACCACAGUUAAUAGUCCGAGGGAUCUUGGAGGAUAUGGUAAACCUUGUUGUUCCUGAAGAUUCGACAAAUCCAACUACAGUAACUUCGGAGGAGGCUAGCUUAGAUCAAGUGCCUAUAGAUGAAAAUUCUGACGAAACAGUUGCGGAAAGUGAUAAUAUGGUCAGGGCAAAGUUUACACACGUGUUACAAAAGGAUGCCUUCUUGGUUUUCAGGGCACUUUGCAAGCUUUCUAUGAAACCACUUCCUGAUGGCACUCCAGAUCCAAAGUCCCACCAGCUUAGGUCAAAGAUACUUUCUUUACAAUUACUUCUGGGUAUACUACAAAAUGCUGGGCCAGUGUUACGCUCUAAUGAAAUGUUUGUUAUAGCCAUAAAACAAUAUCUCUGUGUAGCACUUUCGAAGAACGGUGUGUCUUCCGUUCCUGAGGUGUUUGAAUUGUCUCUCGCAUUGUUCCUUGCACUUCUGGCUCGCUUCAAAGUACACUUAAAGAUGCAAAUAGAGGUUUUCUUUAAGGAAAUUUUUAUGAAUAUUCUUGAGACUUCGAGUAGUUCCUUCGAACACAAAUGGAUGGUGAUCCAUGCUUUAACUCGCAUUUGUGCGGAUGCGCAAAGUGUUGUAGAUAUAUAUGUAAACUACGACUGCGAUUUAUCAGCUGCGAACCUGUUUGAAAGACUUGUAAAUGAUUUAUCAAAGAUUGCACAGGGUAGACAAGCACUAGAAUUAGGUGCUUCAGCCAAUCAAGAAAAAUCAAUGCGAAUUAGAGGCCUUGAAUGCUUGGUGUCAAUCUUAAAAUGCAUGGUUGAAUGGAGCAGAGAUCUGUACGUGAAUCCGAGUGUACCAGCUGAUCAGCAGCUCCCAUCAGAGCCUCCUGAUCCCCCAGUAGAGCCUCCACUACCACGUUAUGGAAGUGCUGGCAGUCUAUCCUCUGCAAACUCUAGUUUGGUGGGCAACAAAGAAAUUCCAGAUUCUCCUGAGCAAUAUGAAGUGCAAAAACAACAAAAAGAAGUGUGGGAAACUGGAAUUGACAUUUUUAAUCGAAAACCAAGCAAGGGAGUACAAUACCUCCAAGAACAAAGUCUUUUGGGUAAUUCAUCUGAAGAUGUUGCUCGUUGGCUUCAUAUGGAUGAACGACUUGAUAAAACUGCAAUCGGUGAUUUUCUUGGCGACCAUAACCAUAAUCAAGUGAUGUACAGCUAUAUUGAUCAAAUGAACUUUGCCGAUCGCGAUUUAGUUACAGCGCUCAGAUAUUUUCUCGAAGGUUUUCGAUUGCCAGGCGAGGCACAGAAAAUUGAUCGAUUAAUGGAGAAAUUCGCCAGUCGAUAUUGUGAAUGUAAUCCAAACAAUGGAUUAUUCACAAGUGCAGACACUGCUUAUGUAUUGGGCUUCUCAAUCAUUAUGUUAACUACCGAUCUCCAUUCGCCUCAAGUGAAAAAUAAAAUGACGAAAGAACAAUAUAUAAAAUUAAAUCGACGUAUCAGCGACAAUGAGGAUUUGCCCGAAGAGUACUUAUCGAAAAUUUAUGAUGAGAUAGCGGGUAAUGAAAUUAAAAUGAAGUCCAAUCCUAAUCGACCUGGAAAACAAGUAAUAUCGAGUGAAAAGAAACGGCGCCUUUUAUGGAAUAUGGAAAUGGAAGUAAUCUCAACCGCGGCUAAAAACUUAAUGGAAUCUGUUAGCCAUGUUCAAGCACCAUUCACUACAGCUAAACAUCUGGAGCACGUGCGACCAAUGUUUAAAAUAGCAUGGACGCCAUUUCUAGCAGCAUUCAGUGUUGGUCUUCAAGAUUGCGACGAUCCUGAAAUUGCCUCUCUUUGCCUAGAUGGUAUUAGAUGUGCAAUACGCAUUGCUUGCAUAUUUCACAUGACGUUAGAGCGAGACGCGUAUGUACAAGCUUUAGCACGAUUUACUUUAUUGACUGCGAAUUCACCAAUUACUGAAAUGAAGGCAAAGAACAUCGAUACGAUUAAAACUUUGAUCACUGUGGCUCACACCGACGGUAAUUAUCUUGGCAGCUCUUGGCUGGACGUCGUGAAAUGCAUCUCUCAACUUGAGCUUGCCCAGUUAAUUGUCACUGGGGUCAGACCCCAACUCCUGGGUCCACUUUCAAAGCCACAUUUUCCUUCACCAUUGGUGAAUUUCAAUUUAACUCACAACAAUUCUCAUCAAAAUAAUAAUUUGAAUCUCAGUUCAUUGGAUCCAAGUGUAAAGGAGUCAAUAGGAGAAACAAGUUCCCAGAGUGUGGUAGUGGCUGUUGACAGAAUAUUUACAGGUUCCACCAGAUUAGAUGGAGAUGCUAUUGUAGAAUUUGUGAAAGCUCUCUGUCAGGUUUCUUUGGAAGAACUAUCUCAUCCAACACAACCAAGAAUGUUCUCUUUGACUAAAAUUGUAGAAAUCUCUUAUUACAACAUGGCACGUAUCAGACUUCAAUGGUCCAGGAUUUGGCAAGUCUUAGGAGAUCAUUUUGAUAGGGUUGGCUGUAGUCCUCGCCAAGACAUCGCUUUCUUCGCAGUUGAUUUUUUGCGACAACUUGCAACCAAAUUUAUUGAAAAGGGAGAAUUUGCUAAUUUCCGAUUUCAAAAGGAUUUCCUCAGACCAUUUGAGCAUAUCAUGAAGAAGAAUAGGUCCCCCGUUAUUCGGGAUAUGGUGGUUCGUUGUGUUGCACAAAUUGUACAUUCACAGGCUCCCAACAUUCGAUCGGGAUGGAAAAAUAUAUUUAGCGUAUUUCAUCACGCAGCUAGUGAUAGAGAUGAAGCUGUAGUUGAGCUGGCGUUUUCUAUGACUGGAAAAAUUAUAAAUGAAUUAUAUGCUGAAGACUUCAGUAUUAUGGUCGAUUCCUUCCAAGACGCCGUAAAGUGCCUCAGUGAAUUUGCUUGCAAUGCCUCCUUUCCAGAGACAAGCAUGGAGGCUAUAAGGUUAAUACGUUCUUGCGCGUCAUAUAUUGACGCUAAUCCAAACCUCUUUGCGGAAGGCAUGAUGGACGAUAGUGGGAUGGUAUCUGAGGAAGAUAGAGCUUGGGUUAGAGGAUGGUUUCCACUGUUAUUUGAACUAUCAUGUAUAGUGAGCAGGUGUAAGUUAGAUGUUCGUACACGUGCACUGACCGUUCUUUUUGAUGUUGUAAAGACACAUGGAGCUUCUUUCAAACCCCACUGGUGGAAAGAUCUUUUUCAAGUUCUAUUCAGAAUCUUUGAUAACAUGAAGCUUCCUGAACAACAUACAGAGAAAGCAGAAUGGAUGACAACAACAUGCAAUCACGCUCUAUACGCGAUUGUCGAUGUAUUUUCACAGUUUUAUGAUACUUUAGGCCCUCUUCUCUUAGAACAGUUAUAUUCUCAGCUACUAUGGUGCGUGCAGCAAGAUAAUGAGCAAUUAGCACGUUCUGGAACUAAUUGUUUGGAAAACUUAGUGAUCAGUAAUGGGAUUAAGUUCGAUGAACAGACUUGGGAGAAAACUUGCAGUUGUGUCCUUGAUAUCUUUGAAAGCACUCUACCAUCUGCUUUACUUAGCUGGAAACCCCAGUCGCCUAAUAAGGAAUCUGACUUAGAUAUAAUUACAGGAGAAGUAGAUGGUCAUGUGGGGAUCCUCAAAAGAAGCAAUAGCUCACAAAGUUUAACAAAUGGCGAGACCAUAAAAAACAAAGUUUUUUCUGCAUUAUUAAUCAAAUGUGUUGUGCAAUUGGAGUUAAUACAAACAAUAGACAACAUUGUGUUUUACCCGGCUACAUCUCGGAAAGAGGAUCAGGAAAACCUAGCGCUGGCGCAGGCGGACAUGUUUAAUGGAAAGUCCUCUGAACUAGGUGUAAGAGCUGGUGCAGACCAGCAGAAAGAAGAGCAGGGCAUGUAUUGUGCUCUCACUACUACACACUUAUUACAAUUAGUUGAAUGUUUGUUAAAAUCUCAUAGAUUUGCAAAGAGUUUUAAUUCCAAUCAUGACCAACGGAAUGUGUUAUGGAAAGCUGGUUUCAGAGGCAAUGUGAAACCAAAUUUGCUUAAGCAAGAAACGCAAUCUUUAGCGUGUGCAUUAAGAAUUCUAUUCAAAAUGUAUAGUGACGAGGCUCACAGGGCUGAUUGGAGUAAGGUGAAGACUAGGCUUGUAGAGGUGACUUGUGAAGCACUGGAAUAUUUCUUGGCGCUUUCUAAUGAAGCUCAUAGAGAUGCCUGGACUCCCAUACUGUUAUUACUCCUCACAAGAAUUCUGAAGAUGAGCGAUAAUAGGUUCGCGGUCCACGCGUCCAGUUGUUACCCCCUACUCUGUGAGGUUAUGUGUUUCGAUCUCAAACCGGAGUUAAGGUCUGUACUUCGAAGAUUCUUUCUGAGGAUUGGUCCGGUAUUCAGGAUCACACAACAGUAGUGGUUGUAAUUAAUCAUUGUAAAGAGUGAGGUUAUAUAAUUUUUUGAGUUGGUUCUACCUAGAAAGAAGGACUUCUUGUAAUUUGAAUUGGUUAUAGUUUUUUUCUAGAUAAAUAUGGAAGUUUAUGAAAUUAGGUUAGUUUCAAUUACCUCUUUAGUUAUAUUUUUG